Molecule: messenger RNA, 1443 nt
Organism: Perca flavescens (yellow perch)
Lineage: Eukaryota; Metazoa; Chordata; Actinopteri; Perciformes; Percidae
Exons: 12
Coding region: 55-1248 (397 amino acids)
Biological process (GO): cell surface receptor signaling pathway; immune response
Cellular component (GO): external side of plasma membrane
Molecular function (GO): transmembrane signaling receptor activity
Source: RefSeq, a predicted model, not a curated record
CUCACCUACAUCACACAGUCAAUAUGCUUCUCAGACAGUCAGCAGUAAGACACCAUGGAGGUUACAACUUUCUGCGUCGCACUGUUGAUGAAUGCGUUGAUGUUGCUGGUUGCCCAUAUUCAGCAUGGUUAUCCUCAGACUCCUGUUUCAGAUUCAGCUUUUCGUAUUGUUCCAACCAGACUGCAGCUCUUUGAAUACGAGUCUGUCCACUUCACCUGUGAGGGGUUUAAUUUCUCAGCUGGGUGCAGAGUGAGAACCAUCAAGGAAUUCAUUCCAAAAUGUUCAAAUGACACAGUAACGUCAACAGUGACCUGCACCAUUGACUUUGUCUUUCCAUCAGACAGUGGAGAAUACUGGUGUGAAGCUGGAGGAGGAAAGAGAAGCAACACUGUCAACGUCACUGUCACCGCUGGUUCUGUGAUUCUGGAGAGUCCUGCUCUUCCUGUGAUGGAGGGAGACAAUGUGACUCUGAGCUGUAGAACCAAGUUGACUUCCUUCUCCAGUCUCAUCACCAAUUUCUAUAAAGAUGGCCGCCUCAUCGGGAGCAGUCCUACAGGAAACCUGACCAUUGAAAGUGUUUUCAUGUCUCAUGACGGCCGCUACAAGUGCAACAUCCCUGGAGCUGGAGAAUCACCAGAGAGCUGGCUGGCUGUCAGAGAAGAGAAUGGCUCUGUGACACAAAGUGAGGAUUCAAACACACAACGCGCAGACAGAACAGCAAAAACCGCUUCUACCAUCUCUCAAUCACCUAAUGAGGAGCCCAUCUCCGAUGACUCUGACCACCCUCAUCUCCAAUCACCUAAUAACCCCCCUUGUGCCCUCAUCCUGCUGUGGAUCACUGUCACUGUUUUCAUGGUGGCGUUGGUGCUGGUGGUGGGAUUCCUUCAUAUUAGGAGACACAAAGCUUCCUCAAAAACAACAGCAGCAGCAUCACACUCAGUCUGUGGACAGGACACUGAAGACGAUCCAGACGGUGUGACGUAUGCAGUCGUCGUCAAAAAAAACGAACAGGACAAAGAUGCUGGAGACGCCGCUGAUAAUGUGAACGUCUGCUUUGAGUCAAACCACACCAAACCACAGAGUGUAAGAGAAGAAGAUGAGUUCUCUUCACAAGUAGUUUACUCUGCUGUGACCAUACGUGAAACUCCACAAGCUCUCCAACGAGGAUCCAGCUCCACAGCAGCCGAAACAGAGCAGGAAUGUCUCUACUCAGCUGUCCUGAUGGCCACAGACAGCGGAGACGCCUGACUGAAGAAGGGAGGAGAGCCUGCGUGCUGAUGUGUGCAAGAGAAGAAAUCCUGUUGUGUUUUACAGCUUUGUGUUUAACGUAUUUGUGUCUUUCUGAAGUCUGUUAUUUCAUUUGACUACACCAUGUAUUCAUAUAAUUUCACUUUCACUGAAAAUGGCAAGUAAAAAAACAUGUUAUCCAAUAUUAUCCUGUAG